This is a messenger RNA of Monopterus albus (swamp eel), 8457 nucleotides long. It is a transcript of the gene greb1l, whose product is annotated as GREB1 like retinoic acid receptor coactivator. The transcript has 34 exons. The coding region runs from base 298 to 6156 and encodes 1952 amino acids. The record is from RefSeq and is a predicted model, not a curated record. Gene Ontology annotation, biological process: kidney development; multicellular organism development. NCBI's taxonomy places the organism in Eukaryota, Metazoa, Chordata, Actinopteri, Synbranchiformes, Synbranchidae.
GUGACUUGAGACAUACCAGAGAAGAGUGAAACUCCACAUGCUGCCUGGAUAUCAACAAGUUCUUCUCAAAAGAAGUCUAACAUGGACAUUAUUUGAAAAAGAGCUGUCUUCACAUUUUGGAUUUUACUGUAUCUGAUUUGGAUUUUAAGGUUCACCCACUGGUUGAGGAGUCAUGGAAGGUCUCAGAGCAUGGAGAAAAAUAUAUUUGCUUAAAGUUUCUGUUGAGUGGUGGUGACCCAGCAUGUAGCAGAGGUGAACAAGUCCCGUCACACUUGGGAACAAUCUGACAGUGAGAUUAUGGGGAAUUCCUACGCUGGGCAGCUGAAGUCCACUAGAUUUGAAGAGGCUCUCCAUAACUCCAUAGAAGCUUCAUUGCGCUCGAGCGGUGGAGACCCACAGCCCGUUUUCACACAGCUCUACUUAGAGCCAGAACCAUAUCCUAGUAACAUUGAAGACAUGAAGUCGAAAGCUGACCGUCACGGUGGGGAGCCACCAGGCCACAAGCUUAUCAGCAGUCACUCUUCCAACGACCUGGAGGAGCUGGAGGACGACGAUGACUCAGACAGCAGCAGUCCUCCACUUCCCUACCUACAGGCCCCUGCACCCGACGGCUGCUGCACACUUGAUGGGUUCUGUCAGGCCGGCAAGGACCUCCGCCUGGUCUCCGUAGCAACGGAGUCCAUUGAAGUCCCGGCAGGCUUUGAGCUGGUCGGCGCCAAGUCACCCAGCAUCCCCGAGCACAUCCUGGUGUGUGCCGUGGACCGCCGCUUUUUGCCUGAUGAGAAUGGGAAAAAUGCACUUUUGGGUUUUUCAGGAAACUGUGUGGGCUGUGGUGAAAAGGGCUUCAGAUACUUCACAGAGUUUUCGAACCACAUCAACUUGAAAUUAUCCACCCAGCCCAAGAAGCAGAAGCACUUAAAAUACUACCUGGUGAAGAAUCCUCAGGGUGCUCUGUGCAAAGGAUCCCUUAUCUGCUGGAAAGACUGUAAAACCCGGCAGUUCUCCAGCAGCGUGUCAACCUCCAAACCAAGCUUGUCCUCCUCUCUCAGCAGUAAAGAAAAUGGAGGCGCUAGCGGACACAGCUCCUCUCCCUUAUCCCUCUCAGACUCACCACCCACCAGAACCACGCAGGCAUCUGCUCUCUUUUUCGGCCGUCAGGACCUCAGCAGGGAGUGUAGUUUCCUCAAACCUCUGGCCUCCACACCUGGAAACAAGACUCUGCCAAUAGUUCCCACAGCUCUGAGGGUGAAUGGGCCAGCUAAUGGUCUGGGCGCCGAUGGACGUCCUCCCUUACUGAGCCCCUCCCAAGUCUCCUUAGGGCCUCAGGGUCAGGGGUAUCGCACAGCUGAUUUAGGAGACAGUCCAAUAUCUUCUGCCAUACACUCGGGUCCUCCAAAGAAACGUCACCGGAGCUGGCAUCCUUCCGCCUUGUUGCCCGUCCCUCCAACAGCCGUCCCUGUUCCAGCCAUCCGACCAAUUGUUUGUUCCCCCGGUUCUGUAUUAGGAUUGUCCUCUCCUCAGCCACCGGUAGCUGGACUCAUUCAGCCCCAACCUGUCACCACUGGAGAGACUGUCAUCAUUCCUAACAACCUGCUCAGCUCUUCAGGAGUUCGCCCUGUCAUCCUCAUCGGGCAUGGCACUUUACCUUAUUUCUAUGGGAAUGUUGGGGAUGUAGUGGUGAGCCCCCUGCUGGUCAGCUGCUAUAAGAGCAGCCAGCUGACAGAGAAAACCUUGGAGACUUUGGGCCUCAACAGCAGCCAGCUGCUCAGUGUUGAGACGAUGAUUCUGCUGACUUUGCAGUAUCUUGCACGCUUAGGCUCAGAGCAGAUUCCCCUGAGGGAAGAGCUGGAACAGAUAGUUCUGAAAGCCAUGCUGUGCUGUCCUGGGGGUCCCACUAUCUCCCCAUCGCAGCUGCCCUGGUUGGCUCGCCUGGAAGCCAGUGUAUCUAGGGGCAGCGUCCAGGUCAUGGUUACCCACAACAGUUUGGGAGAGGGCAUAUCUGAGUCACUACACUCUCUGAGCGAGGGUCCUCACCACAAACAGUGCCUGCCCACCUAUGUGGUCAUCAUAUGUGCUUCUAAAAUCAGUGGCAGUGAGUUCUGUGUGCUUGUAUUGGGAAAGUACCAAGCACGGGCCUUAGCUGAAGGCAUGCUGACAACAAACGAGUUUCUGAAGGAAAUCAGCUAUGAGCUCAUCACAGGGAAAGUCAGCAUCUUGGCAUCUCACUUCAAAACCACGUCACUCGGAGACAAUCUGGACAAACAGCUGGUGCGAUACCAACGCCGACGGAAGGGACAGGUCAUCCAGCCCUUUCAGGGCGAUGUCACUGACCACAUAAACUCCCAGGAGUCUGCCAGCAUGUCACCUCCCUCAGACAAAGCAGAGUUUUUAGGGAGGGUUUUUCAGAUCUAUCCGACCCAGCUGAGCGUGGCACGCAGCCUCCUCUCUCAAGUCUGUUCCAUCGCGGACUCAGGGACCCAGAACCUUGACUUGGGGCGCUUUUGUAAAGUGGACUUUCUUGUUCUGGUCCCUCCGUCUCACAUUCUGGUACACCAGACAGCACAGCGCAUCCGACAAUCAGGGGUGCUUGUGGACCUGGGAAUUGAAGACAUUUCCUCAGCCCACCAGAAAUCUGAUAAGUACGUGGUGCGUCUGGAUGGUGACGUCCACACCAAGAUGGAGGCCUUCAUGAGGAAAGUCAAACAGAACCCCUACACCUUGUUUGUUCUCAUCCACGACAACUCGCAUGUCGACCUCACAAGUGCUCUGUCAGGCUCUGUGUGUCAUGGGGAGUUGCAGGGUUUGGCUGACCGGGUGGUGAACUGCCAGGAAGUCCUUGAUGCCUUGAACCUGUUGGUCCUACAGGUCAGCUGCUUUCCAUACACGCUGCAGACCCACCAGUCCCGCAUCAGCAUCUGCAAUGAAGUUCAUUGGCCCUCUAAUGAAAGUCUGCAGGGGGAGCAGUCUCCCAGUGAGUUGAUCUACUUUGGCCUGAGGGACUAUACCAGCUCCCUGCAGUGGGGCGUGUUCAGCCCCAUUCUGCGUUGUGAUGAUGCCUUUGAGAAGAUGGUUCACACUCUGCUGGAAAGCCAUCCACACCUACACAGCAUGGUGAUCCGCAGCUACCUGCUGAUUCAGCAGUACACCGAGGCCAUGAUGGCCUUGACCUCUUCCCCUUCCCUGAGAGACCACAUCACCCCAGAGACUCUGGCCAUGGUAGAAGACCUAAUUAAUGCCCCAAGCAGAGAGGGCUCCCAGGGCCAGGGCCACAUGCUGCUGGUCCGUGUCCCCUCACUACAGCUGGCAAUGCUGGCCCGGGAAAGACUGGAGGACGUGAGGGACAAGCUGGGGCUGCAGCUGUGCUUUGCUGUGCUGCUGGGGAGUCCUGCCUCUGAACUCAGCUUGUCCAGAAACUUCAUCAGCCGCCUCAGGGUGUGGAGAGGCUGUGAGAGUGAGGACUGGGUACCGCAUACUUAUGAGGAUCUGGAAGGGCUGCCCUGCAUCGUCAUCCUCACAGGGAAAGAUCCUCUCGGAGAGACUUUCCCCAGAUCUCUGAAAUACAGUGACCUGCGUCUGAUAGACUCCAGCUACCUGACCCGUACAGCCCUGGAGCAGGAGGUGGGUCUGGCCUGCACCUAUGUGUCCAGGGAUGUGGUCCAGGAGCCACAGAGGGCCAUGGCCCCUCUGGAAUCAGAUGGAGAUAAGGCCACCACAAGCUUGAAUGAUGGAGAUGAGCUGGAAAGACCCCAGAGCAAUGGCAGUGCUACAACCAAAACCUCUGGUUCUUUGGCAGAGAAUGGUGUCAGUUCAUCUGACAUUGCAGACCUUUUCCAGAAGCCCUCCACCUCCACCUGCCCACCUGACGGCGUCGUCAUGUUGGACAUGGGGACAGUAACACAAGGAUUCAAGCAGGAGUGCGAUUCCCUGGGAGGCCAGCUCUCCUCCAACUCCUCCAAAGCAUCCAAGACUCCUCCUUCCCUCUACUCCAGGUCCUCCUCUUCCUCCCCCUCCCCAUCUUCCUCCUCCACCCAGAGGCCCAGCCAGUCCACACAGUAUAGUCGUGACUCCCAGCCCGCUCGAGUGUCACCGCGGACAGUCAUCAUGUCCCGAGCGGCGUACAGUCUGCUGGCAGGGGAGUCUGGGAGCCAGCUGAGCUCCUUCUCCCUACUGCCACAUGCAGAUGUGGCCUGGAGCAGCCCGCUGAGGCCCCUUAUCACUCACCACCUGCAGGAGGUAGAGCAGAGCAUGUACUACCGCCAGUGGACCAUCGCCAGGCAGCAUCACGCCGAUUAUGAAGCGCCACCUGUGCCACAUCCUCGGCGUUUGUUACUCAGUGGACCCCCACAGGUGGGGAAAACUGGUGCCUACCUGCAGUUUCUUCGUAUUCUGUUUCGGAUGCUCAUCAGACUGUUGGAGGUAGAUGUGUAUGAUGAGGAAGAGGAGGAGGAGGAAGAAACAUCGGAGGUUACAACUCCAGUAAAUACUCAGUGGCCUGAUGUUGAGGAAAUUCGAAAGAUGCCCUUUGACCCCUACCCCCGAGACCCUAAGUUCAAGAAGGCCAGCCCCGUUUACUCUGACAAGAUGCCAAAGUGCUUAAAAGUUGUAUUUGAAGAUUUUAAGCACGAAGAAGAGAUCCAAACACCAGCCAAACGAAAGACCAAAUCAAUAUGUCUGAGUAGGUUUGCCGCCCACAAUGCCUUUCAUCACUGUGAGCAGUGUCAUCACUACUGUGAGUCAGGGCCGGCCACACAGCUGCCGGAAUGCACCUUCCAUGCAUUCACAUUCUGCUCGUCCAUGCUGGGGGAGGAGGUCCAGCUCCACUUUGUCAUUCCCAAAGCUAAGGAGCAGCACUUUGUCUUCAGUCAGCAGGGCAACCACCUGGAGAGCAUGCGCCUGCCUCUGGUCUCCACUAAGGACCCUGACGUGUUAAAGAGCCCGAUCUUCACCCCGACCACAGGACGCCAAGAACACGGUCUGUUUAACAUUUUCCAUGCCAUGGAUGGCGCCGCUCAUCUGCACAUCUUGGUGGUUAAGCAAUUAGAGAUGCCCCUCUACAGGAAGUACUGGCCCAACCACAUCUUGCUUGUCCUGCCAGCUAUGUUCAAUAACGCUGGAGUUGGUGCUGCACGCUUCAUGAUCAAAGAGCUGUCAUACCACAACCUGGAGCUGGAGAGAAACAGAUUGGAGGAGCAAGGUGUCAAAAGGCAGGAUGUAUGGCCUUUCAUUGUCAUGAUGGAUGAUUCCUGUGUGCUGUGGAACACCCAGCAGGCAGGGGACAGCAGUGACACAUUAGAUGGAAGCUCAACCCUCACUAACGUGUCUCUGAAGAUGGUGCUGCAGCAUAUGGAAACCACACCCAAGAUCACCCUGUACGCAGUGUGCGGUAUUCGCAAAUGGAGCAGCAGCCUGACUCGCAAGUCUCCCUGCCACCCCUUCGGCCGGUGUCACCUCCAUGACUUUGUCAUGCUCAAUGUGGACCUGACGCAGAAUGUUCAGUAUGACCUUAAUCGGUAUAGCAGCGAGGAGGUGGACUUUAACCUAAGGGUGAACAGCAGUGGGCUGCUGCUCUGUCGCUUCAACUACUUCAACAUGAUGAAGAAACACAUUCCAGUUGGGGGAAACAAAGACUUCCUGGUCAAGCCUAAACUCGUGGAAAUAGAAAAGCCUACUUCAGUCAGCCCGUCCCAGUAUGUUUGCGCCCCAGACAGCGAGCAGAUGCUCCUAGAUGCCCCGGCCCAGUUCCUGUUCGAAAGAUUUCUGCAGAGCUGCAGCCACAGACUAUUUCCAAUGGCUAUUCAGAACAGAGACAACCCAGUUCUGUCCAUUGACAGCUAUCUCAACGUCGGUCCGGAGAUUACUGUGUGUUACAUCAGCUCACGUCCACACUCCACCAACCUGAACCAUCAGGACCUGGUGUUCAGUGGUCUACUGCUUUACCUCUGUGACUCCUUUGUGGUCUCUGGACUCCUCAAGAAAUUCCGGUUCCUCAAAGGUGCCACCCUUUGUGUGAUCUGCCAGGACCGAAGUUCCCUCCGUCAGACUAUUGUUCGACUGGAGCUAGAGGACCAGUGGCAGUUCCGGCUGCGGGACGAGUUUCAGACAGCUAACUGUAGUGAAGAUCGACCCCUCUACUUUCUGACUGGCCGCCAUGUUUGAAACUAUAACCGCUGUGGUCCACCGCUCUGCUGCAGAAACACGAUCAGAAAUGAGGAUAGAUUUGAUUCCAAACCAGCCAGUAAUCAUAAUUCCUGCCACCCCACUGGAAUGUGGGAUAUACUGAAGUAGAAGACCUGAGGUACCCCACAAGUAGACACAUGGCAAGCUGCUGUAGCUUUUCUUCAUUUGUACUACAGUGCACUAUGCCUGGCUCUGAAGAGGGUCAGUGCAUGCAAACCUUGCUUGUAGCUGUCUCCACUUGAGCUUGUGUUCUACUGAAGAAGCACAGCUGAAGCAGAACUUCUUUUGUUUUAUUGUUGUAUUUUGCAAAAAUGGACGCUCUGCGAUCGGUAAUGUGACUAUUUGAAGAUUUUAUGUGUACACGAACUUGGCAGUAUGUCCCAUCCUGGACACACAUGUUUAUCUCAGGGUUUUAAGAGAGAUCUAAGGGAGAGGUGACGCUUGUCUCCCUAUUGAUCAUGUAUUUCUGGCAUUAACCUAUGUUGGCACCAAAGACAUCCUGAGCUGCACCUUGCAUUUUCCUUUCUCUUUACUGGUCCCUUCUCACCUGCUUUGCCUCUCAAACUCCAUGAAGCUCAGCAAUUGUAAAAAGUCAGCUCACUUUAUUAAAGAAUAAUAAAUAUAGACAAUGGUCUGUAAUGGAUUUCUAUCAUCAAGAGUGUCAAAUUCUACUGUAACACCAGUGGGAUUCAAACAAUAACCAAUUAUUUGAGCUAGCACAUUUAACUACAAUUGAGGACUCCUCUCGUGCCUGUGAAAUAUUUAUGUGGCAUAGAUAAUCCUUCUCACAUCAAGUUGUGGUAGACAGAGUUUGAUAAUAGACACCAAAUAACUUUUAUGUGAAUAUAUUCACAACUAAAGAAAAGUACCAGUUAUGUCCUUUCAAGAAUGUUGGGCAUUAUUAUUCUGUGAUGGCAUGAAUAUGAAGUUGAUGUUCUCCAAACCAGACGAUAGAUGACUUGCUGCAGGGUUUGAUUUUUACAACGCGUCUGUUAAUGUGCAUGCAACAUGGAAGUAUAGUCUAAUGUAUUUUACACUGAGGCAUUUACUGACUUAGGUAAUAGAGAUUUUAAGCAUAAUUACAUGAAGCCAAGCAAGCCACUUCACUGCCAAAUAUCCUGCUACUGACUGUGCCUAGAUUUCCCCUCUGGUCGUUUUGUUCAUGUUCUGAGGCUGAUUGUACUGUAUAUUGAUAAUCUGAACUACCAUUAACACCUUAAAUUCAUCAUCUGCCAUCUUAAAGGAUAAUUAAAGCAAAUGGUUCAAACUGCCAAAAGCAGCAGAACAGGUCACUUGAUAUACUUGAAAUCAGAACGUUUCUGCACAGGGUUAUCCAAAGAAUAUUCCUUAGGGGACAUUUCACACAGUCACAGCUCAACUGAUGCCUUUUUCAGACCAAUGAGAAUGAAGAAACCAUUUAAUUGGGAGGGCAAGAAAUGUUUGUCUGAGUGAAGCAAGAUGAAAUAAUUGGAUUUUGGACUACUGUACUGUUUAAAGCUUUGUUUACUUUAUUAAUAUAUUAUUUCAUCCCCUUAACCACUGAGGGUUACUGCUGUUUUUUAGUCUUGUGUAAUGUUUGCCGGUAUAUUUUGGUUACAGUGUCUUCUGCAUUUUAUGUUAUGUUGCAAAGACAAGAAGUAUCUACCUAGAUGUGUCCUUAACCGUAUGUCUGUACCCCCUCCUGUUCUUGUGUUGGAUUUGUAUUGAAAAUGAAAAUUUGGUCCAUGAGGGAUUCUUAUUUAUUUGACAAGCAUUUUGAACUGAUAAUCAUAUUGAAGUGUAAUAUUUGACUGCAUGCUGAGCUUGCUUAAACCAAGAGCAUGUGUACUCUUCAAAACCAUCUAUGAAGGUUUUGCACAAGACCCAAAAAAUGAUUAGAUCUACUGAAUGUCGGUGGGGGCAGGAAAUGUGAACUUGCACUAUACAAGUAGCCAGCAGAAAAAACAUUUCCAUAUAGGCAAAACAAUUCGAUUAAGUUCCCCAAACCCCCAGAAUUAGUCAAUAUAACACUGCUGAUUAAUACUUUAUUGUUAAACUCCAAUGGUCCAUUGAAUGUGUCAUUCUUUUUUUUGAUAAUUUAAUACUUAAUAUGCAAACUGCUCUUGCAAUCUCCACUGAAAUGCGUUUGGUAACCAUGUGCAGCCCACUUGUGGCCUUGGUGUUUAGGUGAUCUACCUCAUGUUUGCCGUUGUGGUUGCGGGCUGUCAGCAUGCGACAUUAGAGCCAUGCUAUUGUUGUUGACAACUGAUGAAUGUAAUAAAGUUUAUGAAUGUAACUCAA